UCAAAUAAUACAGCUCAAUUUCAUCUUCCAGUAAUAACUUCCGAUUUUUCUACGUCACUCUCUCUAUCAUCAGAACAAAUAUAAAAAUAAAUAUGGGCCUAGGCCCAAGUAAUAGAACCGAUUCAUGAACAGAUCCUUUGUUUCGUAUCUCAAAUCCAAAAUCAGAUCUUCGCCAGCCACCGGAUUUUAUAUUCCGCCUAAACCCGCUGCUUCUCCUCUUCCCCGAUUCUCUUCCUCCAGAUAUCGAGUGUGAUUUGUUCAAGGGACGUUGGGUUCUAGACAGAAGAUCUUUGUACAUGAACUCAAGCUGUUCUGCGAUUCCUGACUUGAAGAACUGCAUAAAACUAGGGACACCCGAUACAGAUUUUUUAAACUGGAAAUGGAAACCUGAUGGUUACGAUCUUCCGAGGUUUAAUCCCAAGGGGUUUCUCAGUAUGGUUCAAGGGAAGAAAAUGCGUUUUAUUGGUGAUUCUGUAGCUGAGAACCAUAUGAAAUCUCUUAUUUGCUUGUUGUCAAUGGUAAGUCACUAAGAAAGAGUUUUCUAAUUCCGCUGUUGUUAAGUAGAAGAACCCUAAACAGUGAAUUUUUUUAAUUGUUUUGAUGCCGAAACGCAUGGCUGACCGAAGAAGAAAUUAUUGAAUUAAUGACUAUAAUGGUGGAUUUCGUGGCUUCUUCUCCGAUAACUCUGAAGACAAUGGUGGUGAAGGAAGAUGAAGCUCAUCAUCCUUACGCGUUCCAUGUUUCAGGACCGAGCAAUGUAGCUUCUCCUAAUUGGGGAGACCUCAUCAACUCCAGUUGGAAGGAUCCCAACUACAAGAGAACAAUUAUGGGAUGCAUUAUUCAAACAGCCUAUUUACUUGAACUCGACAGACAAGAGAAUAGAAUCGAGCAAAAUGCUCAUGCCGGUUUAACGUUGCUCUCGAGUUAUGGGAGCAGUAAUGUUUGUAUAGAGGCUAAUUCAAUAAGAGCUGGUAAAGCCUUGACUAAAGAAGGGCUAUUUGGGAUACUCAUUUGAUCCACCUUCUAAUCUUCUAUAGCCUCGAUCGUCUGCAAGACGCAGUGAGAGCGACGACGAAGACAAAAAUAUAACGGUGAAGUUGACUACGGCCGCUGAAAAUGUUCAUUGGUGACGUCGUUAGUUAUCUGUUGUAGUCGCUGUUUUAAUUGCCGACAAAGAAUUAAGCCUUCCACAUCGCCGUAAUCAACAUCGAGCGACACCUUCUCCACAUACUUGAGUCUUAAGCAACAAUUAUUUUUAGUUUUUUGGCCGCUUCCCUGGUGUGGCUUUCACAUUUGCAGAGAUUUACAUUUUGUAUUGGGAUGAAAGAAUAAAGCAUUCGUGGUUUGUUUGAAUUGCUAUUAUUGUUUUCAAUCAUUCUUGUUUAAUUCUUUUUUAUCGUU
Messenger RNA from Arabidopsis lyrata subsp. lyrata, 1401 nucleotides. RefSeq lists its product as uncharacterized. The coding region runs from base 644 to 1015 and encodes 123 amino acids. The record is from RefSeq and is a predicted model, not a curated record. The transcript has 3 exons. Lineage: Eukaryota; Viridiplantae; Streptophyta; Magnoliopsida; Brassicales; Brassicaceae.